This is a messenger RNA of Austrofundulus limnaeus, 2703 nucleotides long. It is a transcript of the gene nrip2, whose product is annotated as nuclear receptor interacting protein 2. NCBI's taxonomy places the organism in Eukaryota, Metazoa, Chordata, Actinopteri, Cyprinodontiformes, Rivulidae. The record is from RefSeq and is a predicted model, not a curated record.
CCCAAGCUGCUGAGACAAACAGGAGACAUCAGUGGAAACCCUGUGAGGAAAGAGAGCAGGAAAAACAAGGGACAAGACAGACUGGAAGAGGCUUCAUCUGCUGGAUUAUUAUUCUGUAAAGAAGACAGCCUUAACCACCUYGUCUCUUAGAGCUGUGAGGACCUCUCUCUGUGCUCCAGAAGAGACUGCCUCACGCUUGGAGACCAUGAGCGAGACGAAGAAAGGGGAGCUAGCCAUCCGGGACAAAGCCAUCCUGCACCAGCAGAGGCGUCUCAAACAAGCCACGCAGUUCACACACAAGGACUCAGCUGACCUCCUGCCCCUGGACGGACUCAAGAGACUCGGCACGUCCAAAGACCUGCAACCUCACAGCAUUGUCCAGCGACGUCUGCUGGAGGGAAACAUCACGCGGCUGCGAGGGGAAGCCCGAGACCAGAGCACCAGGGUCCGCUCCCCUCUGGCUGACAGCAAGGACGGGCCCGCCGAAGCCGAGGAGAGGAGCGAGAGCACAGCGGACGACUCGACCGAGGAGAGGGAGUCCUUUGAGGAAAGCGAGAAAAGCCUCCGAUCGGACGAGGAGGAGGAAGACGACAGCGAGGCCGGAGCUCGACGCUCAGCCGAGAAGCCCGAGAGCUCGAGCUGCCUCGGAGCUUUAAUUAUUCAGUGCAAGUGCUGCGAGACUGAAGUCAAGGCAUCCAUCAACACUGGCAGCGUACACAACCACAUCUCCACCUCCUGCUGUCAGAGGCUGGGCCUGGUGCCCAGUGAACACAGGUCGCCUCAUGGUGUCAGCAGCUCUGUGACGAGUCUGCAGCUGCAGCUGGGCACAGAGACCGUCAGGUGCUCAGCGUAUGUGAAAGUGCAGCCUGGAUCUGAACAGCCGGGUCCUGAAGCUUCAUGGCGAUGGCGAGGACCUGCCCUUCUUGAACACUGUAACAGACGGCCGGUGCCAACACGACACCAACAAAAACCUGUGAGCCGCAGCCGCUGCUUGCAGCGGUGUGGAACGAUGCUGUUUGUCUCUGGACCGUCCAAUCACAAUGUCUCUUACUGCCAGAACAUGGACGAGCAUCCACCUCGGUCAAUCUCAAGUUUACAUCUCUGUGUUUGCUAAAUYUAGAUACUGACCACGAUUUUCUCUUAUUCUCAAUUAGUCUACCUUUUGGAGCAAAUUCUACCCCUCUAAGGUUGUUCUUUUUUAUGAUUAAUAAUCUGUAUAUCAGUAAUCUGUGUUCUGCUGCUUCCGUACACUAAAGUCCUCUGAAAGCAUUAACACAGUAAUUGAAGGUGUACUUAAGUAGAACAUGUUGUAAUUUGAUUGUGAUAAAUUGCGUUUGAAAUAACCUGAAUUCUUUAAAAAGCAAACUGCAACCUUUAUAAUUUUUCAGUUUAGAAAGUGGUUUAAAUUGAAGGCUUUGACAAAAAAAUAAUUCAGACAUCACCAUUAAAACCAAAUAUACGCAGCACUUUUUAAACACUGAUGUUUGGGAAAUAAGUAAACCACUCUGAUCAAAUCAAACUUAUCCCUCCAGGUACCCAGAAUGCAAUGUUUUGUAAUGUUAUAUCCCAGCCUAAUUAUCUACAAACAUCUCCAAAUUCAAUAUGUUUAGUUUUCAUCUAAUAMUUGCAAAUUAUUAAUAAUUUCAACAAUUUAUGCUGUUAACAGUUUUGCCAUACAUCCGUAUUUAAAGACUAAUUCUAAAAAGUAUUUUAGGAAAUGUGAACUCAGUGUCUUGCAUAAGAUGCCUUCUCCGUCGAUUAAAAGAGUUUAAAUGUGUUUGAACUUAAUGUGGAAUUAGGAUUAGAAAAGCACAGAUUUUAAGGAUGUACGGAUGUUUAUUGUAGUUCUUUAAGUUGUUAUAUUGGAAUUUCCUAAACUUUUUUUCAACCUUUCACCACAAAACUGAUGAGGUUUCAUUGGCUCUAAACUUUUCAGUAACCUGGAUUUUAUUAAAGGUAUUUUCCAGACAGUUAAAUACGUCUGAGUCAGACUCAGAAACAACAAAUAUAUCAAAACAUUCCAUCUGCAUGUCAAAUUUUUGCCUUUGUAAAAGUCUGCAUGUAGUGUAGUGGUCAAACUGUCACGUUGAAAGUGUGUAGGGGCUGAAUGUGUGCGUGUGUGUUUAAAUACAAGUCAAGGGUUUUCUUCCCUGUUUUAGCUCCUAGUUCAAAUGGGAAAAAAGUAAAUAAUUCCAUUUUUUCCCUAAACGAGCUCCGAAAAGAAUAAUCUGCCAAAAAGCAACCCCAGCUGCCUUCCUUCUCUGCCUCGUUCUGAUGUUUUUAAAGCUCCUGGUUGUGGCUCAUUCUUUGUCCAAACAUUUGGUCUUUUUUGUACAUCUUUCUGUUAUGUGCUGCACUGAUGAAUCUAAUUAUGUUGCUAAUUUGUUUAUAACAAAAUUAUGUAAAAAAAAGGUUCUUGCCUCCAUUUUCAUCUUUGUUUUAGGUACAGAAUAUCAGGAACUGCUUGCUGAAGGCUAUCAUGCUCUGCUUUAAUAAAACCCGAGCCACAAUGUGCUUUUAAUUGUGCAACACAUCUAACUGGUUUCUGGAGCCACACAUAUUGGCAAAGCUAGUUUCCCUUUGAUGUAUUAGUGAUCUUACCAUGCUGUGUGAAAAAAGUUUGAUGUAUUAAAGAAAUUUAUUUUUGGUGUUUCUUUUUCUGAAUAUUAUUUUCUCUGCUCAAUAAAAUAUGUAUUCUGGCUA